UCAUCCCGGCGCCCCGCCGUGUCUCCCUCCAGCGCAGGUCGGAACCUGAAGGAAUGGCUGCGGGAGCAGUUCUGCGACCACCCCCUGGAGCACUGCGAGGACACCCGGCUGCACGACGCCGCCUUCGUGGGGGACCUGCCCACCCUGCGGAGCCUGCUGCAGGACGAGAGCUUCCAGAGCCGGAUCAACGAGAAGUCGGUGUGGUGCUGCGGGUGGCUGCCCUGCACCCCCCUGCGCAUCGCGGCCACCGCCGGCCACGGGCCCUGCGUGGACUUCCUGCUGCAGAAAGGGGCCGAGAUCGACCUGGUGGACGUCAAGGGACAGACGGCCCUCUAUGUAGCCGUGGUCAACGGGCACCUGGAGUGUGCCAAGAUCCUGCUGGAAGCUGGGGCUGAUCCCAAUGGCAGCCGGCACCACCGCAGCACUCCCGUGUACCACGCGGCCAGAGUGGGACGGGCAGACAUCCUGCAGGAGCUCAUCAGGUACGGCGCGGACGUGGACGUGAACCACCACCCACCUUCUGGGGGCCACUCCCCGCGGCCCCUCACCACGCUGGUGGUGUGCCCCCUGUACAUCAGCGCUGCCUACCACAACCUCCAGUGCUUCCAGCUGCUGCUCCGGGCCGGAGCCAACCCGGAUUUCAACUGCUGGGGGCCCAUCAACCUGCAGGGCUUCUCCAGGGGCUCCCCGGUGUGCGUGCUGGACGCCGUCCUGCGCCACGGCUGCGACGCCGCCUUCGUCCGGCUCCUCGUGGACUUUGGGGCAGAUCUCAGCCUGGUCAAGGUGGAGGCCUUGGGAAUGGAAUCCACGGGAAGGGUCAAAGUCAACCCUGAGGCUCUGGAGGUGUUCAAAGAAGCCAGAGGCCGCCCCCGGAGCCUCCUGUCCCUGUGCCGCAUCGCUGUCCGGAGAGCCCUCGGCAAAUCCCGCCUGGAUCUCAUCCAUAUCCUUCCAAUCCCAGACCCCAUUAAACAAUUUUUACUCCAUGAACACACUUAAAGGACAACUGGCUGCUUCCCUGGAUGGUUUGGUUUGCUCAGUUUGCAGAAGCCAGGUGCCGAUCCCAACCCUUUCCCCACAGAGUGCACAUCAUUCCCUGCUCCUGGGGUUUUUU
Molecule: messenger RNA, 1111 nt
Organism: Manacus vitellinus (golden-collared manakin)
Lineage: Eukaryota; Metazoa; Chordata; Aves; Passeriformes; Pipridae
Gene: ASB1
Product: ankyrin repeat and SOCS box containing 1
Exons: 4
Biological process (GO): protein ubiquitination; intracellular signal transduction
Cellular component (GO): ubiquitin ligase complex
Molecular function (GO): protein binding
Source: RefSeq, a predicted model, not a curated record